AAUCUCUUGCGAUGGGCUUGCACGUUUUCUGGCCUGCCUCGGCCUGCCUGACCCUCUUCGUAGUUUGCGUCAUAAUCGUGCUUCUGAAAUACGGCACACGUGUCUGCAGACUGCGACACGAACCGCUGCCAUCCGAUCAGGAGUGGGAGGGUAAAGCCUACUCGAGAAAAUUAUCCGCUUCCGUGUGAACCAACAGCAAAAUGUCCCGAAAAAGUUGCGUCUAUAAAAUCGUUUUUUUUUUUUUUUUUUUUUUACAAAAAUUAAAUAGCCAUUAAAUUAGACCAACAUGGAGAUAAAUUACUCGCAAAAUUUUUAUAAUUCUAUUCUUUUUUCGGGACACGCAUCUCUUAUAUAUUAUAUAGACGCAGUAUUAGAGUCGUGUAAGAAUAAUCUGACACAUAUUCCGUCCAUUUGCUGCACAUUUGUACUAAUGAUUUUAUAUAUAUAUAUAUAUAUAUAUAUAUAUAUUAAUAUAUAGACAUAUAUGAACGUGUAUGUCAUCGGAAAUCAGUGUAAUAUGAUUGUUCGAAAGAAAUUUUUAUAUAUAGAUUCGAUCUUAAUUACUUUUUUAUCUCUUUAACGAGACGUCAUUGAGGGAAAAUGAAUUUUAUAUCCGUCCAAAUCUCUCUUUUGACGUCAUUUUUAUUAUAUAUCUUUAUUCGAAAUGAUAUAAUCUCUCGAGCACUUUUGUAAUUUUUGUAUUAAUACAUUUACAAAUAAAACAAAUGUAAUAAGAA
Messenger RNA from Nylanderia fulva, 737 nucleotides. The record is from RefSeq and is a predicted model, not a curated record. NCBI's taxonomy places the organism in Eukaryota, Metazoa, Arthropoda, Insecta, Hymenoptera, Formicidae.